UUUCUCUUUCUGUAAAUCAAAAAGGGAAGCCAUGGAAGCGAUACUGAUAGACUGUGUACAGAACAGUCUCCGCCAUUUCAUGUACAGAAACGCCAUUUUCCUUUGCGAGCGACUUUGUGCUGAGUUCCCAUCUGAGGUGAAUUUGCAGCUGUUAGCUAGUUGCUACUUGCAGAAUAACCAAGCUUACUCUGCAUAUCACAUUUUAAGAGGAACACAAUUGGCUCAAUCCCGCUACUUGUUUGCAAUAUCAUGCUUUCAGAUGGACCUUCUUAGUGAAGCUGAAGCUGCAUUAUGUCCUGCUAACGAGCCUACUGCAGAGAUUCCUAAUGGUGCAGCCGGCCAUUACCUUCUUGGGCUUAUUUACAGGUACACCGAUAGAAGGAAGAGUGCUAUUAAUCAUUUUAAGCUGGCAUUGAGUAUAGAUCCUCUACUGUGGGCUGCGUAUGAGGAAUUAUGCAUAUUAGGUGCUGCUGAAGAAGCAACUGCAGUUUUUGGGGAAGCAGCUGCUCUCUCUGUUGAAAAGCAGUAUUCACAUCAAGCAUCAGCUACCCAAAACUCGAAUACAUCCAAUGAAGAUCACAACGUGGUUCCCGCAAAGAAUUUUGGUUUAGAAGACCUCAGUUCAAGACAAUUGAAACACAUGCAAGGCAAUAACCUUAGAGAUAUCUCUGGAAAUUAUCAUGGAACAAGUUUAUUGAGUGGGGCUGCUACUCAGACUCUAAAUGGUAGUUCUUCAAACAUGUCAUUCUAUAAUACUCCUUCCCCGAUGGCCUCACAGUUGUCAGGAGUCCCUCCACCACCUCUUUGUAGAAACACGCAGCCUAAUGGACCGAACCCCAGUGCUCUUGGUUCUGAUAGCUCUCCGAGGUCAACAGUGAUCUCUACUAUUCAAGCACCCCGAAGAAAAUUUGUGGAUGAAGGAAAACUUCGAAAGAUAUCAGGCAGGCUAUUCUCUGAUUCUGGUCCCCGCAGAAGUAUAAGACUGGCAGGAGAAGCAGGGGCUAAUAUCAGUGCAAGCAUCACAGCAAUAACUGGAAAUGGGACUAACAACUCUUCAAAAUAUCUGGGAGGCUCCAAGUUGAGCUCGGUGGCACUUCGUUCUGUUACAGUUCGUAAGGGACAGUCUUGGACAAAUGAAAAUAUUGAUGAAGGAAUGAGGAAUGAAGCUUUUGAUGAUUCUCAUUCAAAUACUUCCUCAACGACUUCUACGUCAUUGGCUUCAGCUGAAGUGAAGUCCCAUGAACAAGGAGCAAAUGUACUGAUAGCUGGAGUUAUUCUAAGUGCCUCAAAAAUCACAACAGGUGCUUCGGAAAUAUUGAGCCUUCUGAGAAUUCUUGGGGAAGGUUUCAGAUAUUCCUGUAUGUACAGGUGCCAGGAGGCUCUGGACAUCUAUCUAAAACUUCCGUACAAGCAUUAUAAUACAGGUUGGGUCCUCUCACAGGUUGGAAAAGCAUAUUUUGAAUUGGUAGAUUAUUUAGAAGCAGAUCGAGCAUUCAGUCUUGCCCGUCGGGCUUCGCGUUAUAGUUUAGAAGGAAUGGAUGUAUAUUCUACUGUUCUUUAUCAUUUGAAGGAAGAUAUGAAGUUGAGUUAUCUGGCUCAGGAACUGAUAUCAACUGACCGCUUAGCUCCUCAAGCUUGGUGUGCCAUGGGAAACUGCUACAGCUCACAGAAAGACCAUGAAACUGCUCUGAAAAAUUUCCAGCGAGCAGUGCAACUGAAUUCAAGAUUUGCCUAUGCACACACGCUGUGUGGCCAUGAAUAUGUAGCUUUGGAGGAUUUUGAGAAUGGAAUUAAAUGCUAUCAGAAUGCUCUAAGAGUUGAUGCUAGGCAUUAUAAUGCUUGGUAUGGACUUGGAAUGAUCUUUCUUCGGCAAGAGAAGUUUGAGUUUUCUGAGCAUAACUUCCGAAUGGCAUUCCUAAUAAAUCCACGUUCUUCUGUUAUAAUGUCUUAUCUGGGUACAGCAUUGCAUGCCUUAAAGAGAAGUGAAGAAGCUAUUGAAAUGAUGGAGAGGGCAAUUUUGGCUGACAAGAAGAACCCUCUUCCCAUGUAUCAGAAGGCUAAUAUACUGGUGAGCUUGGAAAAACUAAAUGAAGCUCUACAGGUCCUGGAGGAACUUAAAGAAUAUGCACCUCGCGAAAGCAGUGUUUAUGCUUUGAUGGGGAAGAUCUUUAAGCGGUGUAACAUGUAUGAGAAAGCAAUGCUUCAUUUUGGUCUUGCUUUGGACUUAAAACCAUCUGCAACAGAUGUUGCUAUCAUAAAGGCUGCCAUUGAAAAGUUGCAUGUGCCAGAUGAAAUAGAAGACAAUCUGUAAAUGCUCAAGGAGUAGAGGAAACAAGAUGCUGUAAAUUAUCCGGCUUAGAGCACUUUGGCCACUGGUAGUUGGCCGGCAUGUGCUUUCGAUGAAUGGUGAAUCAUUGUUGAAGCCAAUUCACUCGUGCAACGCACACGUAGUAACUUUUAUCUAAUUGCAGAUGUUCAGAAGGUGACCUCUCAGUUUUGUAGGUGAUACGCGUACCAGCAGGAGGAAAUGCAACUAACAAGAAGCUGCCAACACUUGUACACUAAUACAAUUACUUGUGCCGUGCAUUAUCAUGUUGUGAUUUAUGCAAUCUUAUGGUUGUAACCACAUUUCUUUGAGGCCUGUAUACUGUACUUUAAGCCGAUUUUUGGAUUCAGUCCAUAAUGCAGAUUCAUUUUUCUUUGGAA
Messenger RNA from Carica papaya (papaya), 2706 nucleotides. It is a transcript of the gene HBT, whose product is annotated as CDC27 family protein. The record is from RefSeq and is a predicted model, not a curated record. Gene Ontology annotation, molecular function: protein binding. Gene Ontology annotation, biological process: metaphase/anaphase transition of mitotic cell cycle; protein ubiquitination; cell division. Gene Ontology annotation, cellular component: cytoplasm; anaphase-promoting complex. Lineage: Eukaryota; Viridiplantae; Streptophyta; Magnoliopsida; Brassicales; Caricaceae.